Molecule: messenger RNA, 2820 nt
Organism: Saccharomyces kudriavzevii IFO 1802
Lineage: Eukaryota; Fungi; Ascomycota; Saccharomycetes; Saccharomycetales; Saccharomycetaceae
Gene: UTP21
Product: rRNA-processing protein UTP21
Exons: 1
Coding region: 1-2820 (939 amino acids)
Biological process (GO): rRNA processing
Cellular component (GO): small-subunit processome; Pwp2p-containing subcomplex of 90S preribosome
Molecular function (GO): protein binding
Source: RefSeq, a predicted model, not a curated record
AUGUCAAUCGACUUGAAAAAAAGAAAGGUUGAAGAAGGCGCAAAAAGCGUAGGAAAGAGCUCGAAGGUAUUCUCCCCAUUUAGAAUCAUUGGUAAUGUUAGCAAUGGUAUUCCUUUUGCUACUGGAACAUUAGGUUCUACCUUCUACAUUGUAACAAGCGUGGGAAAGACGUUCCAAAUAUAUGAUGCGAACAGUCUACAUUUGCUUUUUGUAUCGGAGAAGGAAACCCCAUCUUCAAUCGCAGCAUUAUCCACACAUUUUCAUUAUGUCUACGCAGCCUAUGAAAACAAGGUUGGCAUUUACAAGAGGGGUAUUGAAGAACACUUGAUUGAACUAGGUACAGACGCAUAUAUCCAGCAUUUGUGCGUGUUUGGUGAUUUUCUUUGUGUUUCCACCGACGACAAUUCCAUUUUCAUAUAUAAAAAGUCCGAUUCGCAAGAUAAAUAUCCAUCAGAAUUCUACACUAAGCUCACAGUUACGGAAAUUCAAGGCGGUGAAAUCGUGUCUCUAAACCAUUUGGCAACUUAUUUGAAUAAAUUAAUUGUUGUUACCAAGUCUAAUGUACUGCUUUUCAACGUCAGAACUGGAAAGCUUGUUUACACCUCAAACGAUUUCCCUGACCAAAUCACAACCGCUGAACCUGCGCCAGUUUUGGAUAUUCUUGCCUUAGGUACGGUAACCGGUGAAGUUAUCAUGUUCAAUAUGAGAAAAGGAAAGAGGGUUCGUACGAUCAAAAUUCCACAGUCAAGAAUUUCAUCCUUGAGUUUUAGAACUGAUGGCUCUUCCCAUUUAAGUGUAGGAACAAGCGGUGGUGAUUUAAUCUUUUAUGAUUUAGACCAUCGUUCAAGAAUACAUGUGUUAAAAAAUAUUCAUAGGGAAUCAUACGGUGGUGUCACUAAGGCUACCUUUCUGAAUGGUCAACCUAUAAUUGUCACUUCAGGUGGUGAUAAUUCUUUAAAAGAGUUCGUCUUCGAUCCAUCACUGUCUCAAGGAAAUGGCGAUGUAGUUGUUCAACCACCAAGGCACUUACGUUCCCGAGGCGGCCAUUCGCAGCCACCUUCGUGUAUUGCGUUUGCUGAUUCCCAAUCACACUUCAUGUUAUCCGCUUCCAAGGAUAGAUCACUUUGGGGGUUCUCCCUGCGUAAAGAUGCUCAAUCGCAAGAAAUGUCUCAGAGAUUGCACAAGAAAGAAGACGGUGGCAGAGUCGGUGGUAGUACAAUCAAAUCUAAAUUUUCUGAGAUUGUAGCACUUGCAAUUGAAAAUGCCAGAAUAGGCGAGUGGGAAAACGUUGUUACUGCGCAUAAGGAUGAAAAAUUUGCGAGAACAUGGGAUAUGCGAAAUAAAAGAGUCGGUAGAUGGACUUUUGACACUACUGAUGGUGGGUUUGCUAAGUCCGUAGCGAUCUCUCAAUGUGGUAAUUUCGGGUUUGUUGGUUCUUCUAAUGGAGCCAUCACCAUUUAUAAUAUGCAAAGUGGUAUACUGCGUAAAAAAUACAAGUUGCACAAAAGAGCAGUUACUGGGAUAUCCUUAGACGGUAUGAACCGCAAGAUGGUAUCAUGUGGGCUAGACGGUAUUGUUGGGUUUUACGACUUCAACAAAUCAACUUUGCUGGGAAAAUUACAAUUGGACGCUCCUAUCACAUCGAUGGUUUAUCAUCGUUCUUCUGAUUUGUUUGCUUUGGCACUAGACGACUUAUCAAUUGUGGUUGUCGACGCGGUAACCCAAAGAAUUGUUCGUCAAUUAUGGGGGCAUAGCAACAGGAUCACCGCAUUUGAUUUUUCACCAGAGGGUCGUUGGAUUGUUUCUGCGUCUCUAGAUUCUACCAUUAGGACAUGGGAUCUGCCAACCGGAGGAUGUAUCGAUGGUAUUAUAGUAGAUAAUGUUGCCACAAAUGUAAAGUUUUCUCCAAAUGGUGAUUUGCUUGCUACUGCACAUGUUACUGGUAAUGGUAUAUGUAUCUGGACCAACAGAGCACAAUUUAAGGCAGUUUCGACGAGAACUAUCGAUGAAUCUGAAUUUGCAAGAAUGACGUUACCUAAUGCAUCUGUUAAAGGGAAUGAUUCGAUGUUGUCGGGAGCUUUAGAAAGCGAUGGUACUAAGGAACAAAAUGACAUUGAUUUCACUACUUACACAUCGUUGGAACAAAUUGAUAAAGAACUGUUGACAUUAUCUAUUGGACCAAGAAGUAAGAUGAAUACAUUGCUUCAUUUAGAUGUUAUCAGACAACGUUCUAAGCCAAAGGAAGCUCCAAAGAAGUCAGAAAAGCUUCCAUUUUUCCUUCAGUUAUCGGGUGAAAAGAUCGGGGAUGAUGCGUCUGGCAGAGAAGGUAUAGCACAUGAAGGACCAGAAGAAAUCCGUCGCAAAAAUCAAGAAGCGCAACAGAAUCUAGAUGCUGAAGAACAAAUGAACAAAUUCAAAGCCACAGGCAGGUUAGGAUUUGAAUCGCACUUCACAAAGCAAUUACGAGAGGACACAGAAUCUGGGGACUAUUCGCAACUAUUGGCCACACUAAUAAAUCUUUCACCUGCUGCAGUGGAUUUGGAGAUUAGAUCAUUGAAUUCCUUUGAGCCGUUUGACGAAAUUGUAUGGUUCAUCGACGCAUUAACACAAGGAUUGAAGAGCAGUAAGAAUUUGGAACUUUAUGAAACAUUUAUGAGCUUACUGUUCAAAGCACAUGGUGAUGUCAUCCAUGCCAACAACAAGAAUCAAGAUAUUGCCGGUGCUCUUCAAAACUGGGAGAAUGCGCAUGAAAAGUGUGAUAGAUUGGAUGACCUAGUUAAGUUUUGUAUGGGGGUAGUAGAUUUUGUGACUACUGCGUAA